AUGGAAAGGCUGUUAUGGGGUGUCCUGCUGGUAGGAAGCCUAGUGAAUGUGGCCCAAAUGUGCCCCUUCCACUGCACCUGUCAAAACCUCUCUGAGUCCCUCAGCACUCUCUGCGCCAACAAGGGGCUCCUCUAUGUUCCACCCAACAUUGAUCGCAGAACUGUUGAGCUCCGCUUGGCUGAUAACUUCAUUAGGGUGGUGGAACAGGAAGAUUUCCUUAAUAUGACAGGGUUGGUGGACCUCACUUUGUCUAGGAAUACUAUCGAUAACAUUCAGCCUUAUGCUUUUGGAGAUCUGGAAAGCCUGAGAUCUCUACAUUUGGAUGGGAACCGUAUGACAGCCAUUCACGAGGAGGCCUUGAAGGGGAUGCUGAACCUCCAGCAUCUCAUAAUCAACAACAACCAACUGGUAACAAUACCAGUGGCCACUUUUGAUGACUUUCUUCUCACUCUAGAGGAUCUAGAUUUAUCCUAUAAUAACCUUAUUAGUGUACCUUGGGAAGCCAUACAGAACAUGGUGAGCCUUCAUACCCUCAACCUAGACCAUAAUCUUAUUGACUAUGUAAUGGAGGGCACCUUCUCUGAGAUGUAUAAACUCUCUAGACUAGACAUGACAUCUAACAGGUUACAUACACUACCUCCUGAUCCUCUUUUUGUCCGAUCCCAGACUGGAGUGGUGAGUCCUACCCCAUAUACAUCUACAAUUGUGCUCAACUUUGGAGGGAACCCAUUUCACUGCAAUUGUGAGCUACUAUGGCUACGCAGGCUUGUGAGAGAAGAUGAUAUGGAAACGUGUGCUUCCCCAUCACAGCUGGCUGGACGCUAUUUCUGGUCUAUACCAGAAGAGGAAUUCACCUGUGAGCCUCCACUUAUUACUCGACACACACAUCAGCUUUGGGUACUUGAAGGACAGAGAGCAACUCUGAAGUGCCGUGCUAUUGGGGACCCAGAGCCGGUCAUCCACUGGGUUUCCCCAGAGGAUAAAAUCAUGACAAACUCCUCUAGAACAGCAUCCUAUAGAAAUGGCACACUGGAUAUAUUUGUAACUACAGUACGGGACGAUGGUGCCUAUACUUGCAUAGCCAUCAAUGCUGCUGGAGAAUCCACAGCUCGGGUGGACUUGAAGAUGAUCCCUUUACCACAUCGCAACAACGGAACUGUCAGUGUGCCAAGGCAGGGCCCUGGGUCUUCUGACAUCACCACUUCAUCUAGGACUUCAGCCAAUGCCACUGAGGAGAAGAAGUCACCUGAAAGUGUAGUUGUGGUCUCAGAGGUGACAUCAUCUUCUGCCUUGAUUCGAUGGUUCAUGAACAGGUCGGCAUAUAUAGUGUGGAUGUACCAAAUUCAGUACAACUGCUCAGUCGAUGAGACACUUGUAUACAGGAUCUUGCCAUCGACAACCAAGCACUUUACUUUGAAGCACCUAGUGUCGGGGGUCGACUACGACCUUUGCAUCCUGGCUAUUUUUGAUGAUGCAGCAACCUCUUUGGCAGCUACUAAAUCUUUGGGGUGUGUCCAGUUCUCUACAGGAGAAAACUAUCCAGACUGUCUGUCACUGCACGCUCAUUUUUUUGGGGGGACUUUAACUAUAAUAGUAGGAGGAGUGAUCGUAGUCACACUGUUGGUCUUUACCGUGGUCAUGAUGGUGAAAUAUAAGGUGUGUAGCAGUGCCCGCUCCGACAUUCCUAAGGUGACCAAUGUAUACUCACAGACCAAUGGAAACCAGUUUGUGCCAAAUGGUAUGUUUCUGCAACGUAGGCUAAACAAUGAUACAGCCAAAGCCAGCUGCUCAGAAGUAGCUCGUAGAGAGGAUUCUGGCAGGGUGGUACAUGGUGUAAAACCUCAACGUAGAAAGGUCAGACACAGAGAUGGGUCAGAGAAAGAGGAUACCAGGAGCAUUAAGGCUUCAGAAGUGGAAGAUUCAUUAAGUAGGUCAAGCCCUGAGGAUUCUGGAAGUUUUGGAAUUCUCAAGAAAAAGCGUAGCUGCUCUGUGGACAUGGGAGAAAUGUCAACCACCACAUGUUACAGUUAUGCCAAGCGCUUGAGUGUUAUAUGGACCAAAAGGAGUCAGUCAGUCCAUGGAAUGCUCUCAAACUGUGGGGUUGAGGUUCCUAAGCAAGUUUUGUUUUGUGGUCCAGAAGAACUUGAAGAAAGUGUGGUCUAGCAGAUGUUUUACUUGCACAGCUUUAAUGGCACAAUUCCUACGGUGUGGGAUAUGGUGGUAAUACCUUAAAUUCUUCAUGAUCAACACCAUAA
This is a messenger RNA of Bombina bombina (fire-bellied toad), 2255 nucleotides long. RefSeq names its product leucine-rich repeat and fibronectin type-III domain-containing protein 4-like. Gene Ontology annotation, molecular function: protein binding. The coding region runs from base 1 to 2163 and encodes 720 amino acids. The record is from RefSeq and is a predicted model, not a curated record. The transcript is spliced from 2 exons. Lineage: Eukaryota; Metazoa; Chordata; Amphibia; Anura; Bombinatoridae.